Molecule: messenger RNA, 1791 nt
Organism: Triticum aestivum (bread wheat)
Lineage: Eukaryota; Viridiplantae; Streptophyta; Magnoliopsida; Poales; Poaceae
Exons: 2
Coding region: 527-1249 (240 amino acids)
Source: RefSeq, a predicted model, not a curated record
UCACUCCCCCUCCCCGCUAGUAUUUAUCUUCCUUGCUGACGAGAGCUAAUUCGAUGGUGGUGGUGUGCAGGAUUUCCUCGUCCGCCUGAAGAUGCUGGCUUCGAAGCGGUCGGAGACGGCCGUCCACGCUAACCUCGCCGACACGCUGGAUCUGCGCAUGCUGCGGGAUCUCGCACACAUGGAUUGGCGUCUUCUUUACUUGCACCCAGCUCAUGACUUGCUGUUCUGGCUUUAGGAAUUUAUUCCUCAGAGCUCAUAGGUUUGGCUUUGAGAGGAAAUUGUUUGAGGUCUGUGAACGCCGACAGGUCUGGCUGGCAAUGUAGCUCAUAGCUUUGGCUUUGAGAGGAAAUUGUUUGAGGUCUGUGAACGUCGACAGGUCUGGCUGGCAAUGUGCUACCAAGUCAAUAUCAACUGAAACUUGCCAAUAUUUUGUGAGUUAAAGACUGAAAGUCAAAACAUUAGGACGCAGCAAGUUGGAUUAUCCCAUCAUUUAUCAUGGAGGCAGCAAUGACAAGUUGCUGACAGAAUGUGGAGGGCAGCAACUAGUCUAGCUAGUAGAAAGCCUAUAUGUACAUUCAACUUAGAUGGGAACCCCGAGAAGUAUCUAGCUAGCAGUAGCACUUCGGCAGCAGCAACCCAGCACAGCUAUUUUGCAGAUGGUGAUACAAGCCUCUCAGCCGUCCUCCGCGGUGAGUGUGUGCAAGAGGUCAGCUGUACAGGGGGCGACCUUGGUGGUAACAUUGAGGACACUGGUUUUGGUUUGUCUUGCAAAAAUGGUCUAACUGUAACUUUUGUACAGGAUCCAACAGAUGCCAGGGGCGAACCUGCCUCUCAGCCUGAAAAGUCAAAGGUUGAGGAGGAGUUGAAGAAAGCAGCUGCACAUCGGUCUCGGCCUAGCUGCUAUUAUUACUAUUACUUCAAUGAAGGAGAUCCUCAGAAUUAUUCUGAUGAUUUGGAGAUGGAGAUGGAACAAGGACUAUUACCGCUUGUUAAUUUCCCGGAUAAACAGGUUCAGUUCGAGGAGUGGAAGAUAGAAGCACAACAGUUUGAGACUGAUUUUGGCGAGAUGGAAAUGAAGAUUCAUAGGUUCCCUGCAAGCAUGCGGAGCCUUGGACGGCGUUACAUCGUCCCAAUGGCCGUGAGCAUCGGUCUUUACCACCACGGCUCAAGUAGCCUGCAUGAGAUGGAGAAGGUGAAGCGCGUGGCUACACUCCACUUCAUCAGUUACUCGAUCAGGCCGCUCAUUUGAGGAGAUGUAUGCGGCGGUCUUCUCCGUCAUAGGUGCUGCCCGCAGCUUCUAUGACACCAAGGAUUCCAAGGUCGACGUAGGAGAUGCUGAAUUUGCAGACAUGAUGUUCAUCGAUGGUUGCUUCUUGCUGCAGUAUAUGCGUAUGUGUACCGGCCUUGGCAAGCUGCCUCCGUCAUUGUUGUCUUGCUUCUAGUCCAACGAGGCUUGCAUCAUCAAUGACAUAAUGCUGCUCGAGAAUCAACUUCCCUGGAUGGUGGUCAACAUCCUAAGGAGGUUCAGGCCCAUGCCCGUAGAGGAGUUCAUCGGUUAGAUGGGACGCACACUCCAAAUCCGGGGGCACAUGGACAGGAGACCAGUUGUGAUGGAUGCUAGGUGCACGCCGCCACAUCUUCUUGCCAUCCUCUUGUUCUACAAAGCGGGAAGCAUAGAUAAUAAUGUGCCCCUGUCUGUUCCAGAUGGUUUUAGAUCUAUGGCAAAUGGUUUCAGCACCCGGGUGCCCUACACCCUCUAUGAACAGUAAAUUCAAAAAAAAUAAAAAAAAA